Messenger RNA from Lytechinus pictus (painted urchin), 7002 nucleotides. RefSeq lists its product as uncharacterized. Gene Ontology annotation, biological process: regulation of DNA-templated transcription. Bases 254 to 3424 code for a protein of 1056 amino acids. Lineage: Eukaryota; Metazoa; Echinodermata; Echinoidea; Temnopleuroida; Toxopneustidae. The transcript has 12 exons. Gene Ontology annotation, cellular component: nucleus. The record is from RefSeq and is a predicted model, not a curated record.
AGAUGCAUCGUUUCGGAGUUUUGGGUGUGUUCAUACUGGUCGUAGAUCCGGUCUUCUACUACAUUCAAAGCGAAGGAGAAUGUCAUGUGGUGAUUGGGAUACUGAACACGUCAUGCAGGUGCAUUCAUUGCAAAAAUUGGCUUCAAACAAAAAGUGAGUGACUAUUGCGUACAACAAUUUGAAGAUUUGAGUCCCUCCCGUUUUAUUCAGGUUGUUGAUUGACGGUAAAAGGGGAUGAUUGAGUUUGAUUGUAAUGGAAUCAUCCUCGGCAUCAGAAGGUGCUAGCCCUGAUGUCCGUCCUGUUAUCUGUGAAAGCCUUCUCGACCUCACCGACUGGGGGGAUCUUCUAGUCGAGCAAUCAAGUCAAGCGAGCAGUGCAGAGGAUAAUUCAUGUGCAAGCCCAGCAGAUGGGACUGCAGUGAGAGCGAGGAAAAGAAUUCGCCAUUCCUGGCCUGAAGUUUCUGUCAAGUUGGGUCAAGACGUGACAUAUAAUUGUUUUCCACAUGAACAUUUCAGCUUUGCCUUCAAGGACGUUAUUCUUCGAGAAGAAAAGAUACAAGAUGACGACGAUGACGAUGAUUUACCAGAAAUCAGCUUUGUUCCAUCUCCCGAAUCAACCAUACCACUCAAAAAGGAGAAGAGAUCGACGAAGACUGUCAAGGUGUCCCAUAACCGGAAGAGCGAUAAGAAAGCAUCAGUGCUCACAGAGCAAAGAGGCAAGAACACACCUGUGGCCCCACAUAGUAACUCUGAGGACAAAAAGGAAAAGCGUAAAGAGGGGCGGAGCUCGCCUCUCAUCACUUUAGCCGUAUCUUCUCUGAAGAAGCCGGGUGCUAUCAAGGAACGGAAGCUCAUAUCCAAUGUUGUGGUGAGUGGCUGUUCUGCUUCAGGGACAGUGGGCUCUAAGACACCUGUGGUGACCGUACAAACAGGAGUUCACAGUCCCGCAGCAAACAAAGGUGCUCACAGUCAACAGAGCAACGGUUCGCCGAAUGCCUUACAACUUCUGAACACCCCUCAGGAUGGCAGGGUUACCCCUACCCAUCCGAACCUCAUCACCAUUUUGCCCCCUACCCCACCAAAUGAACCAGUUAUGGUGCAACAAACCAUGUCCCGAGUUGUCCCGAAGGGACUUCCUCAAAAGCUUCCGAUGCCACAUGUGCAAGUGUUUGUCAACCCAAUGUCUGCCAAGCCAUCAAAUCCACAAGGUGUCAGUGUAAGUACAUUCUCAUCACCAACUAUCCAGCUCGUGAAGCCAUCCCAAGUUCUCACCCCGCCGAUUGAUAGGAAUGUUGCCCCUGGAAAGCAAGAACAACCUUUAAAGAAAACAGUACCACCCCUCCAAAAACUGGUAGAGCUUCCCAAGAAAACGGAACAGCCCCCUCAGAAGCUGGAAAAGCCAGUUCAAAAACUGAAAGACCCUAUUGAGGAAGUCGUAAAAGUUCUUCCAAAACCGGAAGAACCUCACGGAUACACACCCUCAAAGACUUCCUCAGAGACAACUUCACCCAAAGACCUCACCAGGACAAUUACAUCUGCUGAGGAAUCCUCAGAAUGUACCAAGAACUCCUCUGUUUCAUCGGCUACAGUUGAAUCUGUCAGAGUGGAAGAAGUGGACGAGGAAAUAGAAGUUGUUGAGAUUCUCAAGCCAUCCCAGGAUGAGACAGACUCUCAAGUAGAAGUCACUGAAUCAAAAUUAGAAUUAAAAGAGGAUACAAAAGAAGUGUUGUCUUCCCUGAAACGGAAGGCCCCGUCGAGUCCCUGCUCCACCUUACUCAAAAUCAAAUGUGAGAAGAUUGAUGCCGUUGUGCGAGUCAACAAAACCAAUGAAGAACUCUACCGUGCUGCUGCAAAGCAAGGCUGCUUCUUCAACGUGGUGGACAAGUCCAGCCGUCUUGGGGUGUGUCCUUGCGGGCGGGCCAACUCUUAUGAUGCCAUGAUUGCCUGUGACAAUCCAAAAUGUGAGGUGGAAUGGUAUCACUUCACAUGUGUAGGAGUCACCAAGGUGCCAAAGGAUGAGUGGUUUUGUCCGUUCUGCUCAAAAGAAGCAGCUGAAGCUCUGAGAUUAAAGAAAGAGAGAAGGAAAGAAUUGCGAUUGCGAAGGAAGAAGAGAGAAGAACUAAAGAGACAGAGGAUGAAGAAGGACCAAUUGGAGGAGCCCGGUCUGUGUCCUUGUGGGCAGCCAAACUCUUGGGACCGGAUGAUAGCUUGUGAUGGUCAAGACUGUUCUGUGGAAUGGUAUCAUUUCCGUUGCGUCGACGUCAAGAGUGCACCGGAUACAGAGUGGCUCUGUAUCUUGUGCAGGGAUAGUGCCCAAGAACCCCGCUCCAGUCCCUACGCGAAUAGGAAGAGGAAGCAUCGGCCGAUCCAGUAUUCCAUCUAUGGUGACGGUGAUGACGGAAGUGCAGACGAUGCCAAAGAAGAGAUGGAGUGGAAGGCAGACGAAUCCAGUGACGACUCUGACGGCUCAUCCGAUGGGGGUAAAGAGUCCGAGCACGAUGACAGCGACGACAACAGCCACGAUGCCAGAGACAAGGUCCGGGAGCGAGCGAGAAGCAAAUGGAGAGAGGCUCUGUCAAAGGAUGGUGACAUUGAUGAUGAUUCCGAUAGCGAGUCUUCUGAUGGCGAAGAUGAGUUGAGUCAGAGCCGACGGUCGAGGAGGAUGCGACAUAAAAAGAUUGAUUUGGACUUUGAGGAUGGGGCGGAGUUUGAUGAGGAUGCGGACAGUAUCAAGGACGAGGUAGUAAGGACUAAAAUCACUCCUAAAAGGAGAAGAAUGAGUUCUGGUGAAAAAAGAAGUCAAGGUUCGAACUCUAAAGCCCAGGAGCCUGCAGACAAGGAGAAGGGAUCUGUGAAAGUGGUGUCAAGCGGUUCUGGUGAUAAAGACUCUGUAGCUGUUGAAACAAAGAAGAUAGAAUCAGGAGGACGUUUCCUAAUCCAGGAAUGUAGCUCUUGUGGCACAGAGUUCGUCACCGAACCAACCGACGAGAGUGGCUCCAGUAACCAAGACGACCCCUCCAAGAUUCUAUGCCAUCUGUGUGUGAACAAAUCCAAGAACGGAGGAGAGAAGAGUCCCAAGGGCGGCAUCCUCCUGACCCUUUCUAAUACCAAAGAUACAGCCACAAAUCCUGCCACGGGGGGUCGGGAAGCCACCACAGAGCGGCAAGAAGCCACCACCAGCUCGUCGUCCGAGGGGGAAGGGAAGAAAGAUGGGGAUGCACAGGGAUCGAGAUCGACACGUUUCCACGAGAUCGUUGCGUGUAAGGUCUGCGGAAUGGGUUACAGGACAAGGGUCAGUUUAUUGAUCCAUAUGAAAGCCAAGCACCUGGGUCAUCUUGGUAACUUUGAGUGUGCGCCCUGUGACAGGCUCUUCAUCAGCCAGGAGGAGUGCGAACACCACAUGGCUUCAUUCCAUCACGUCUGAACAGUACCGGUGCUAUAUCUUGUGUGACCAGCCCCUUUGUUGUUUAAUCGUAUGUGAUCAAUGUAAAAUGGAAUUCAGUGGCGCUGGAACGAGUAGACAAAGAUUAGAAUGGGUGAACCAAUGUGUGUGAUUAAUGGAUCGCCCCCUCCCCCAGCUCUUUGACUGAGCUGAAUGUUCCAGCAUUGCUUAUAUAAUUUAUUUUGAUGUUUGGACAGCACAUGGUAUGUGUGAACACCCUAUGUUUGUGUGAACACCCUAUCCAAUUGUGCAUUUGGGCAAUAGAACAAGAUGUUCCAAGUCACAUAAUGUCAUUACCCCCUCAAGGCUUUUUCAAGUAAAAACGUCCAGCAGUCAUCCUUUGCCUUCCAUGUUUAGGACAUGUGAAUAUGGCCAUAUUCCAGCUUAGGCAAACCUAUUGGAAUUAUGGAUGAGUUCACACACCUAUACCAUCUAUAUACAAAUCAAGGAUUUAAGCUUCAUGAUAUGGGUAGCAUGAGGCUGUGUGAAUAUGACCAUAUCCCAUCAUUAACAGACCUACAGUGUAUUUAAAUUAUUGAUGCAUUCACACUUCUAUCCCACCGUUGUACAAAAACAAGUUUAGCAUCAUGAUACUAGUGUCUAGUUUGGUUUUUCAUUAUGAUUUAUGCUCAGGAAUUUCAACUUAUAUUAGGAGCAAUGUACCUGCUUAUGCAAUCCAUCAUAAUAUCUAACAAGGCUGUAGUGUUAUAUAACAUGUACCCAAUUAAGAGACACAUAAAUGUCAUUGAAAUAUAUUAAUUUGCAUGAAUUCUACACAAGCCUUAUCAGGGUUUUUUUUUUGCUAACACAAGGGUUUUGCAGUAUCUGUAGUACUAAUAAGUGCAUGCGGGUGUCCAGAUAAUUACACACUGUACUUAUACCUUCAGUUCAGCUCAUGCCAGACCCGAUUAGCCUCCAAACUAUUACUCAACAAUACUUCUUAAGUGCGUGCCUUAAAUUGAUGAAAAUAAUUCGGGAGCUUACAAAAAUAUGUACCAUGGUGAUUGAAACGAUGAUUAAUUGCCUCUUAUUUUCCCACACUCAACCGCCCCAUCUCACAAAGAGUUACGAUUGAUCCAAUCAAUCGUAACUCUAUGGAAAUCCAUCAGUGUCAUCAUUUUUUUCAACAGGAAAUGUGCACAAUGUCUUUUGUAAACAAAGAGAAGCACAAUUAAUUUUCAAGACGAUGAAUGCAUGAAUAUACGUCAUAGCUAGAAAAUAUUUUGAACAAACGUGCAUAAUAGAUGUUGACAUUGCUGGCCGUCCAUAGUUGCGAUCGAUCGGAUCAAUCGCAACUAUGGAGAGCCAGCAAAGUCAACAUACAAAAUGCAUGUUUGUUUAAAAAAAUUGUAGAUAUGAGUGUAUAUCCAUAAAUUCAUUGAUUUCUUGACAUUUUGGUGUGUUCUCUUUUGUUUACAAAGGACAUUUUGCAAAUUUCCUGUAGAAAAAAUUAUGACACUGAUGGAUUUCCAUAGAGUUACGAUUGAUUGUAUCAAUCGUAACUCUUUGUAAGAAGGGGUCCAGUUCUCUGAUGAUUUUGGUAGGGUAUUGAUGAUGAUGACGACUGUAGACCUAUUUCAGUAUUAUGUGUAAUUCAUUGUAAUUUGUAAAUAGCCUGUAGCGUAGUUUGUAUUCUAAAUACCACUGCGAUGUAGGGGACUGCUCUUGCUGAUGUGGAAAAUUCAGUUGUGAAUUUUUGUUUGGGGGGGUAAUAAAAGCAAAAAAGUUAUAGAUGGAUGUGAAGUUUUGAUGAAAUUACACCAAAGAGAGUUAUGAAGUUUUAUUUUGUGUUUAAUUUGUGACAUCAUAUGUGAGUAGCUUCCUCAUGUAUCAUGUAAUAUAAAUUCUGUUGAUUUCCUCUAUUUAAUGGAGCAGGAUAAACAAAUAUACUUAUACAAAUGAAGGGGUAUGAAAUUAUUUCCUCUUAUUUUUUAAGUGGCAUGUAUGGGGGAAAUUUAUAUUUCACGACAUAAUGUGGAGGAGCUACUUGUCUGAAGCAUCACAAAAAAUCCAAACUGAAGAAAUUCAAUUCAUAUAUUCUUUGAGGGAUUUUCAUCAAACCUCCCAAUAUUAUUUUUCUCUAUAAUUUUUCUGCUUUUAUUGAUAUCAAUUUAUCAUCAGGGUGAACAUUCCUUUGAACUUAUUCAUACUGUUCCUUGAGUUUCUUCAGGGGGCUGUUUCAUUACGACUAGCAACUAUAAUUGCCAUGGAAAUUUUGAUUCUGAUUGGCUGCUGAGCUCAGUUGUCAUGGUAAUGGUAAAGUUACAAUGAUUGCAAUUUAUGAAACAGGCCCCUGAUGAGAUGAGAAGAAUAUUGUAAGCAUUGGGAUACAAUCUUGUAAUCAAUGCAACAUUUUACAGGAAACAAGUGUUAUUGCACUUAUAAAUCUAAUGUUUGGGGGGGUGUUUCACAAAGAUUGAAGUAUGACUUAGAGUCGCACUUAAAUGCCGACGUGCUCAAGAUAUGCAACGCACAAAUUUUAUUGAUCAAUAUGCAGUAGAGCACAUCCUCUUGGCAUGAUCUGACCAAUGCGAUCAUACCUUCUACAGACCUGCCAACCAGUACGUUUUAGGCGUAUUUAGUACGUUUUUGCAACCAAAAUACGGCAGUACGUUUUUUCUUUAAAAAAUAUGUUUUUUGUAAAAAAACAAAAUCGUAAUUUAAUGAGAAAAAUCAUCUCUAUUUGUCUCUAUUUCAUAAAACGUAUAAAUAUGGUUAUUAGAUCAAUGUAAUUUCAGGUAACUUGUUUUUUUUUUCAAUUAUUUUGUUAGAACCAGUGUGAAGAUAUACACAUGCUUCAAUGUUUUUUUUUCAUCUGCAAGAGCAGUGCGCAAUUUAGCUUGCAUGCAGCUUGAGAUGAGCGAGUGCGCUAAGCAUUUUUUAUUAUGAAAUACACUUUUUUGGGGAAAAAUACAUUUUUUUUAUCACAGAAUACAGUUUUUCAUUCCCAGAGGUUGGCAGGUCUGCUUCUAUACCGCACUCAACUAGACAUUUAAGUGGGACUCUAAGUCAUACUUAAAUCUUUUAAAGGCAACAUCAUUAAACUCUGAAUAAUAUUAACAGUCAGGAAGGAAGAAAAAAAAUCAAAUCCAUGCAACCACUGUCAAGAUAUCUUUGUCUGAAAAAUCACUUAAUUUUCUAGACAAAGGGAAGGAAUAUGUUACAGCUCUGAUUUUUAAAUAUUUAAAUCAAAGUUAACCAAUGCUUUUAUACUGAGUUAAUACUGGCGAUGCUCUGUUUUGACAUUUUACAAUAAAAAUAUUAAAUCUUCCAAGUAUGUGGCAGAUUGUUUGUCGACUAGUGAUAUCUAUAGCCUACUUCCAAGGAUUAGUCAAUAUUCAAUACACUUGAUUACUUCAGGCUUUACUAACAUUGCAUCUAAUGUAGAAACUUCCAUAUAUAUAUUGAUACAGUAUUGUACAUUGUUUUUAUGAUAUGCAGCUUAAUACUUCAUAGGUUUCUGUGCACCAAUUCAUAUAACUGUCCUAGUUACACGAGCUCUUAUACACAAUAUAAAAUGUAUUAAAGACUUAAGAUAACUUAAGAACAGCUCUGUGAAA